CACUACUCUUUCUGUACCGACCUAAUGCUCUGGCGCCGUAGUCGAGUCUGGAGGUUAUCCAAAUUUGCUUCGAUGCAGCGUGCAAGGUUAUAGCAAGCAUCAAAAUACUGCAUCAUCAGCGCAAGGUUGACAUCAUGUGGAAGUGGACGCAUCUCUUCAUGGCUGGGUUGGCAUUGCUUUACUGUGUUUGGGACUCGCAGGGCUUGCGCGACCAAAUAGAUCUGAAGACUUGCAUCCUAAUACUACAGACAUGCGCACCUACACUCUCAGCUACCUCCGAACGAUGGAGUGGAGCUGUGGGCUGUCGCGAUGCAUUUGAGGCACUUUCGACAAUCACAACGGACUGGCUGAUCACAGAUAGUGCAGAAAGAGCGAUCCACGCGCAAUUCGAAUAGCAGUUGUAAGCGUUGGAAUACUAGAUGCCGCCGGUGCUACCCGGCAUGGCCGCUACUGAUGACACAUUGGCUAUACUUUCCACUGACGGGUAUGGAUUUGGAGAGUACCUGAACUCAUUUUCUCAAUGGCCGCAGACAGAACUAGCAGAUUUGUGGAGCUGAGAGUCCAUCUGAAAGGUCUCCCGCUGAGUUUGGGAUCAGUACAACGUUUCCAUGUUGCCGCCACAGGUCACAGCCUCAACUACCCUCCUGGGUACAUCGCGCGACACCAUGGCUCCUUCCGCGAC
Molecule: messenger RNA, 682 nt
Organism: Macroventuria anomochaeta
Lineage: Eukaryota; Fungi; Ascomycota; Dothideomycetes; Pleosporales; Didymellaceae
Exons: 1
Coding region: 135-395 (86 amino acids)
Biological process (GO): positive regulation of transcription by RNA polymerase II
Molecular function (GO): DNA-binding transcription factor activity, RNA polymerase II-specific; sequence-specific DNA binding
Source: RefSeq, a predicted model, not a curated record